UUAUUCUUAUUUCUUAGGUGCUCAUGUAAUUUGACAGCAAAAUUCUCUCAUUGUUGAAAGCUUUUGUAUCUCCUUUGAUAUUAUUCACAAUUCAAGCACACUUUCGGAGAGAGAAAAAAAACGAGUGAUCAUUGAUAAUCACUGCUGAAAUACUAUUGAACUCUCUCAGAAAAAGGAGAGAAUUAUCAUUUUCAACCUUUUUGUAUAAUUUCAUUUUUAUUCCGCUCAAAAACUAGGGUUUCGUAGCAUUUUGGAGGGUUCCAAAUUAGGGUUUUUCAUGAUUUUUGAUUUACGUUACUUUUUAGUGAGUUAUGAGACCCAACUCUAUUGAUUGUUGGGUGUUUAGAUUGGAAAAAUCAGUUUCUUUGUGUGAUUUUUAUGGAAAUCUUAGCUUAGAUUGUUAAUAAUUGGGAGGGUUUGCAACUUCUGUAUUCAUCAAUGGCGAGUACAGGAGAGGCAGACCGAAAGCGGCGUCACGUAAGCUCUAUCUCUCCUACUGCAGCUGCUGCCAUGGCUAAGAAGCAGCCUUUUGCGCCUCUUUCUGAGGACAAGAAGCUUGACACCGCUGUACUUCAGUUUCAAAAUCAGAAGCUCUGCCAGAAGCUAGAGGUCCAGAAGAUAGAAAUUGUGGCCCUUGAGAAUAAGUUGUCUCAGCGGAAAGAGAAGCAGCAGUCAUAUGAUAAGGUGUUGACGGCUGUUAGUAAUUGCUGGAAAAAGCUUGUGGAUGACUUGGAAGCUCGAUCUGCUCACACAAAAGACCUGGUCAGCAGUGGAGUAAAUAUUCAUAAUACAGCUGUUAUGGAUGAUGAUUCUUCCUCCUCUGCCGAUGAUGUAUUCUUAAAGCGACUUACAGAAACAGGUUCUUCAGAAACUUGCUUAGCAAGUAAUUCCCUUGAUCAAAUGAUAGAAGAUGGGGACAACGCUUGUGAGAAAUCUAGAAAUAUUUUGCGUAAUAUAGUGGCUGCUGUUGAUGACUUGUGGAGUAUGAAAGAUGGGCUAUAUGCUGCUGUUUUGGCGGCUCUUCCUGAGGAUGGUUCAUUCAAGCGGAAAGCAUCAAAUGAGGUGGUAGCCGAAGUUAAAAAUCUGCGAUCAGCUCUUAGCGAGCUUCACCUAAAACACAGAUCACUUGCAAUGGAACUGUUUAAGCAUCAGGAUGCGGAUUUGAAGAACAAGGCUGAACUAAAAUACUUGCAAGGGGAGCUGGAGACUACCAUCAAAGAGCUGGAAGAAAGCAACCACAAAUUGGCAGCUCUAAAAGCAGAGAAAGAUGCAACAAAAGGAGCUUUUUUCCCUGUCUUGAACAUGGGAAAUAAGCAUAUUUAUAAUGAAAAAACGGCAGACAAACAAAAAGAACAGAAAGAUCUGCAAGAAAUGGAAUCAACAUUGAAGGAGUCAAUGGCUCAGUCCACUUCUCGACUACAAGAACUUAAGCGUUUGCAUGAGGAAAGGAUUGAAAUUUUGAAGAAACUUUCCAAUUUGCAGGGUACUUUGAAAAAUGUAAAGUCUAUUUCCAGUGCCCGCGCUUUUAAGCUAGUGAAAGCUGAACUUGAGAAGUCUAAAGCCGAUGUCAUCCAGUACCAGGCCUUAUAUGAAAAACUUCAGGUUCAGAAAGAUAAAAUUGCAUGGAAGGAAAGAGAAGCAGUGGUAAGAACUGAUUUAGGUGAUGUGUAUCGAAGGUCUUUGACCACAGCUGGUUCCAGAAUUGAUGAUCUUGAAAUAGCGAUUCAAAGGCAGAAUGAUGAGAGGAAACAGAUAGAACUCAAGCUGGAAGAAGCUUCUAGAGAACCAGGAAGGAAAGAAAUAAUUUCAAGCUUUAAGGAGUUUGCUUCUUCAUUUCCUGAGGAUAUGAGCUCCAUGCAAAGCAAGCUACGCAAGUACAAGGAGACAGCUGCUGAUGUCCACUCUCUGCGUGCUGAUGUACUAUCUCUCUCAAAUGUUCUUGCUAGAAAGGCCAAAGAACUGGAGACUUUAUCUAGUAGAUCUUGCGAUCAAGAUGCUGAAAUCCAGAGACUGCAAGAUGUGGUUCAGGAUCUGAGAGAGAGUGAUAUGGAAUUAAAACUUAUUGUAGAGAUGUACAGACGUGAAUCCACCGUAACAAGGAACUUCUCAGAGGCAAGGAAUAGGGAGUACAGGGCAUGGGCUCGUGUGCAUAAUUUGAAGACUUCUCUUGAUGAACAAAAUCUGGAAAUACGUGUAAAGGCUGCUAUUGAAGCAGAGGCGCUAUCACAACAACGCCUAGCUGCUGCAGAAGCUGAAAUUGCAAACCUGAGGGAGAAAUGUGAAUCCUCUUCAAGGGAUAAAUCAAAGCUUUCCAAUUCUUUGAAGUCUAAACAUGAAGAGAAUGAGGCUUACUUAUCUGAGAUUGAGACUAUUGGACAGGCCUAUGAUGACAUGCAAAACCAAAACCAGCACUUGUUGCAGCAAAUUACUGAGAGAGAUGAUUAUAACAUCAAGCUCGAACUGGAAGGUCGACGCAGUAAACAGACGCAUGAUCUUCUACUUGUGGAGAAACAAAGUCUGCUGAAGAAGAUCCAACAGAGUAAUGUUUCAGGAGACUUUUUUGAAAUGAAAGCUGCAAGAAUUGAGGAUCAGGUGAAAAGCUGCUCAGACCAGAACCGUAGACUUGCAGAAGAUAGAUGUCAAAACUCAGUUUCUCUGGAUAAUAUCCAACGGAGGCUGUUAGAAUCAAGAAAGUUUUCCCAUCAUGCUAAAGAAUCUUUGGAAGAAUUACAAAGUAAAGUAAAAGAUGGUCGAGCAAACCUCUCUGGUUUGCAAAUAGAGCUGGAUAAAGAAAGGUUUGAGAAGAAAAGGGUAGAAGAAGAACUGGAAAUGGUAAAAAGGAAAGCUGAGCGUCUUAGAGUGCAAAAUGAGGGUUCAGUAGCGCAAAAGCUUCGCCAGGAGCUCCAAGAAUAUAAGGAAAUACUAAAGUGUAGUGUCUGCCUUGACAGGCCCAAGGAGGUGGUCAUCACAAAAUGUUACCAUUUAUUAUGCAAUCCUUGUGUUCAGAAAGUGCUUGAGACCCGCCAUCGCAAGUGCCCUGUAUGUGCCGCAAGCUUUGGGCCGAACGAUGUUAAGCCAGUUUACAUUUAAUAAGUUGCUGUUAAACAGCCACAGUUACAUUUUUUAUGGGUUUUUUUACUGUUUUGUUGGCAGUACCACAUCUCCAUGACCCAUCUGUACAUUCCCCAGCUUAUGUAGUGUUUAGUCCACAGCCAUUUAGGUUCAAGGAGAUGCUGAAAAUUUUCAUGCUUAGUACAUUCUCCACAGUGCAUAUCUUAGAGUUGUAGACUUGUAGAGUUCUGCUUUCAUUUUUCUUAAUAAUUUUUUUUUGGGUAGUCGACUGUAAUUUAGCUGACACAUCUUGGAGCUGCAGUGGGAACUUACUGUCAAUUGCAAUCCAAAUGAACCACAUAAAGAAUAUGGAAGUUCCGUAGCAGAUAAAUUAUUUUUUGAGUUUUUCUCUUUUAUGUAUAUUUAUUAUUCUUACAA
Beta vulgaris subsp. vulgaris (sugar beet) is the source of this 3489-nucleotide messenger RNA. Its product is annotated as E3 ubiquitin-protein ligase BRE1-like 1. Gene Ontology annotation, molecular function: metal ion binding; ubiquitin protein ligase activity. Bases 439 to 3090 code for a protein of 883 amino acids. Gene Ontology annotation, cellular component: nucleus; HULC complex. The record is from RefSeq and is a predicted model, not a curated record. NCBI's taxonomy places the organism in Eukaryota, Viridiplantae, Streptophyta, Magnoliopsida, Caryophyllales, Amaranthaceae. The transcript has 19 exons.